AGGAUCAACGUUAGUAGGCAGUUAGACGCAUCAGAAGAAAAAGAUUUAUCUAGCUUGUUAUCAUGGAAAAUCUGAAUGUGUCGGAUGAUGCAAAGACUCCUGGACCGGGUGCCUCUGAAGGUAUUUUAACGCAGAUAACAACGAUUUAUGACUACCAGGGAAGUACAGAAUCAAGUACUUUAGGAAAUGGAAUGGAGAUUCCUCAUUUGGAGCUUGGGCCGUGGUCUACCGGCCCAUUUAUCUGGUCCAGGUAUCUCAUUUUUCAAACGGUCACCGCAGUUAUCGGCAUCAUAGGCAACGGACUUGUCAUGUUGGUGCUUUUCCAAAGAAGGGCGAAGCGACGUUCGACCGAUACCUUGGUCGGUGGACUUGCCACAGCCGAUUUUCUUACAUCCAUCUUCAUCCUCCCUGUCCCAAAGGCGGCUACAGUUCCUCUGAACUGGCUGGGUAAACUUUAUUGCAUGAUACAAGAAACGAAAAUCACCAAAGAUAUCUGUGUCACGGCAUCAAUCUAUCUCCUAGUCGCCAUAUCAUUUGAGCGUUACAUCGCCAUCGGUCAUCCUAUCUAUUUCAACCGUUUCCUGACACGUGGACGCGUGGCUGCAUCCGUAGCCAUCAUCUGGUUCUGCGCCAUCCUUACCUCUGUGCCUCGCGUCUUUACCAUCACUGUCCGCAGCGUGGACAACCGCGGCACGUUGGGGGUCUGCUUUUACAAGCCUGUCGGCCGAACAAACCAGAUCACCCUCUCCUUGUACCUCUUCUGUCUCCGUAUUUUUAUCCCAACGGUGACGAUGUUGGUGACACAGAGCCUCAUAGCCAAGCAUCUCUAUCGACAAGGCCGCAGGUUUCGUGGGAAAAAGGAUACAUCCUUCCACGAUGUUGCCCGGCGGCGUGUUCUCAAGCUGAUGCUGAUCGUCAUCAUCACCUACAUCAUCUGUUGGGGUCCAUCUCAAGUUGCCGUCUUUCUCUUCAUCUUCGGAAUCCUCCCACCAAGCUUCAGGCAGAGUCCAGUAUGGAUCAUCAUCUUUAUGCUCUCAUUCUUCAACUCCUGCGCCAACCCGAUCAUCUACGCCAUCAGGUUCAAAGAGUUCCGAGAAGCAGUGUGGGCUUUGUUCAGUAGGCAGAGGCGACCCCUGACCGCCAUCUUCGAGCAGGAAAAGAGAAACAACAACAGUGAUAAGCCAACCCGCCUGACCGAUGUGAAGACUGAUGGAUUAAACAACACGACGAAUCCGGCCCAGUCAACAAAUAGUGCUGGCAUCGGAGGUGCGCGUAACAACACCAACAUCCGUGAACACCUUGGGGUGAAAUGAAAGUACUGCUACUUAGGGCUCGUUUCCUAUCCAGAAAUGGAACUGGAUGGUAUUAAAUCCACUUGAUUUAUAGACCCUAGUUGCACGUCCUUUGUUAAGGGGGGGGGGGUCAAGAAUAGCUUCGGGUAUUGGGGCAUAAGAGGGUGUAAAAAUGAAAGGGGUUGUCAAAUCGCUCUCUUUUGAAUAAGAAUAAUAUUAUGCAAUUUUUCUUUAUGAUGAAAUUUGCCAAUAUCUUUAUAACUGUGAAAUUUGGUCUUUUUAAACGUAUGGUAGAAUAUACAGUGGAUUAAAUUAGUUUUUUUGGGGGGAGCGGUAACCUCAGCCUCUCAAAAAUAAAUUUCAGUUACUUUUUAUGAGAUGGAGCGUAGAAACUGAGCGAAAAAAAAACAUAUUGCCGGUUUCAAAACUCAAACUUUAAACCUAUGAUUCUGUAUACAAAUUGGGUUAAGCAGGGAGGGGGCUGUAGUGUCGACCUCCCCAAAUGGAUGUUUGUUUUGUUAUGCGAGGGAGCAUUAUAGAGACCGAGCUAGGAUUUUUUUCAUUGCAAUCUGUGAAAAAGCAGUGAAUGGAAUCUGUACCAUUGCCCUCUAAUAAGAGAGACUUGCAUCAAUAAUGAUAACAAUAAUAAUGAUAAUAGGAAUAAGAAAAAAAAAUUAUGCAAUUAUUCUUUAUGCGAGGGGGUGUAGCGACGUACCAAGCAAGACAGUUUUGCCAAUUUCAAUCGAGUGUAGCGGUUUUGGCUAGAAGACGAUUUUAGAAGCAAAAUUGAAUACUCAAAACAAACAUGAAAAUUUGUGUUUAGGACUUGUAAUCCAGUUUCAAACAAAAAAGCACUUUAGUGAUUAAAAUAUGUGGAUAAAGACUCUUUGGAUAAUUAAUUUCUCACCUUUCUGUCCAACAUAAUGUCAAUUUAUUCUUUAAGUGUCCACAACAGGAAGUAUAUCCGAAUAUUCCAUGUUAUUGGCAAGAUUCCAUGGUACAAUGUUUUUACGAUCGCUCAUUCGUAAACUUCUUCUGCUGGAGUUUGAAUGCCGUUUUUUUUUUAAUGAAUAUUCAUACAUGCAUAUUAGGUAUGUGCAUCUUUGACCAAUCUGAGCACAGCGCGAUGCGCGUAACACAGGUCACGCUAUCUGUUCCCAUGAACUAGAAUAGCGUGCUGACCUUGAUGAAUUUGUAUUUGUGUGUAAACCAUAGAGAUGUAUACAUCUCUAUGUUCCAGCCAGAUUUUUCAAAUACUGAAAUUAGCGAUGAAAAUCGGCUCCUACUGCGCAAGCGCAGUAGCAGAAAUAUGGCCAAUAUUGCCCUCUGUUUUGUACAGGAUUCCUAUGGGCAAAGCCGGGGGGCGAAAUUAUUUUUCCCACCGAGUUCUGGACCGACAUAUAUGAAUAUUCAUGACUUGCGUCUUCGGAUUGAGAGUACGCAUGCGCGUGGACUUGGUCUCGACCACUGCCGAUCGUAAGCAUUCACGUUGCUCAGAAUGAAUUAGCAUCGUCAAAUUACCGGUACCCUUACAUAGUUACAUAGGCCUUAUAGGCUUAGAUCUAUAUAUACAUCCAAUUCUUAAACACUUAUCAAACUAG
Messenger RNA from Lytechinus pictus (painted urchin), 2893 nucleotides. Its product is annotated as growth hormone secretagogue receptor type 1-like. NCBI's taxonomy places the organism in Eukaryota, Metazoa, Echinodermata, Echinoidea, Temnopleuroida, Toxopneustidae. The transcript has a single exon. Gene Ontology annotation, cellular component: membrane. Gene Ontology annotation, biological process: G protein-coupled receptor signaling pathway. The coding region runs from base 63 to 1313 and encodes 416 amino acids. The record is from RefSeq and is a predicted model, not a curated record. Gene Ontology annotation, molecular function: G protein-coupled receptor activity.